GAUGGAUAUUGAUAAAAAUGCAAAAUGCAACAGCCACGGGUUCAAUGAAGUGUUAAAAAUAUCCUUAGAGAGAGAGAGAGAGAGAGAGAGAGAGAUGGAAGGGGGCAAGGGGACAGUAUGCGUUACUGGUGGAACAGGGUACGUUGCUUCAUGGAUGAUCAAGAAGCUCCUUGAGGAGGGUUACAGUGUCCGAACUACAAGCCGAUCUUACCCUGCAUCUAAUUGUGCAUACGGUUAUCCUGUCUUAGACCCCACGAAAGAUCUAAGCUACCUCACGAGCCUCCCCGGCGCCUCUGAAAGGCUCCAAAUUUUCGACGCGGAUCUUGCCCGGCCGGAGAGUUUCAGAUCAGCCGUGGAAGGGUGCAUAGGAGUCUUCCAUGUUUUUGGAGGUUCGUACAGGAUAUCAAAAACACUGACUGAGAAGGCAGCUCUGGAGUUUGCUGAGAAGAAUGGCCUUGACCUUGUCUCUGAAAACAAAUCAUCACACGGAUUUUCAGUUCGUCAAUCUUUUUCUGUUUUCGAAAACAAUUACAAACAGAAGGAGUCUCUGCAAUUAAACUCUAAGCUAUCACGCAAUGAAGAUGAAUACCAGCAAUUGUUUAAAAUAAACAUGGUGCACGUUGAUGACGUGGCAGCCGCCCACAUCUUCCUCCUCCAUUACCCUGAAGCAAAAGGGCGAUAUAUUUGUUCUUCAGUUGGACUAACCUUCAAGAAAAUGUCUGAAUUUCUCUCAGCCAGAUACCCACAAUACUCUGUACCAACUCCUGAGGAUAAAAAUACUUGUGCCUUGUGGACCAAACCAAACAAGCCUUUUAAUCAUCAACUCCCUCUCCAUGGUUUCAGCAGCUCCUUGAAAGGAAGGGAGAAGUUGUCGUAUCCCAGCGUCUCCUCGAAGAAGCUCCUGGACACAGGGUUCCAGUACAAGUACGGCCUUGACGAAAUCUAUGAUCAGGCAGUUGAAUGCUGCAAAGAAAAGGGUUUCCUU
Thlaspi arvense is the source of this 985-nucleotide messenger RNA. The record is from the annotation of a GenBank genome assembly. Lineage: Eukaryota; Viridiplantae; Streptophyta; Magnoliopsida; Brassicales; Brassicaceae.